Messenger RNA from Scheffersomyces stipitis CBS 6054, 1635 nucleotides. RefSeq names its product Hgt13p (gene HGT13). NCBI's taxonomy places the organism in Eukaryota, Fungi, Ascomycota, Pichiomycetes, Serinales, Debaryomycetaceae. The coding region runs from base 1 to 1635 and encodes 544 amino acids. Gene Ontology annotation, cellular component: membrane. The record is from RefSeq and is a predicted model, not a curated record. Gene Ontology annotation, biological process: carbohydrate transport; transmembrane transport. Gene Ontology annotation, molecular function: carbohydrate:proton symporter activity. The transcript has a single exon.
AUGUCCAGUGUUGAAAAAAGUGCUGAAACUGCUUCCUAUACGUCGCAGGUCAGCGCAAGCGGCUCUGCAAAGACCAACAGCUACCUUGGCCUCAGAGGCCACAAACUUAAUUUUGCUGUCUCUUGUUUUGCUGGUGUUGGUUUCUUACUUUUCGGUUACGAUCAAGGUGUCAUGGGUUCAUUGUUGACCUUGCCAUCCUUCGAAAACACUUUCCCGGCCAUGAAGGCUAGCAACAACGCUACCUUACAAGGCGCCGUUAUUGCACUUUAUGAAAUCGGUUGUAUGUCUUCUUCUUUAGCAACCAUUUACCUUGGUGACAGAUUGGGUAGAUUGAAGAUCAUGUUUAUUGGCUGUGUAAUUGUCUGUAUUGGUGCUGCUUUGCAAGCUUCUGCUUUCACUAUUGCUCACUUGACUGUUGCUAGAAUUAUCACUGGUUUAGGUACAGGUUUCAUCACUUCUACUGUUCCAGUUUACCAAUCGGAGUGCUCUCCAGCCAAGAAAAGAGGACAGUUGAUCAUGAUGGAAGGUUCUCUUAUCGCCCUUGGCAUUGCCAUCUCAUACUGGAUUGACUUUGGAUUUUACUUUUUGAGAAACGAUGGUUUGCACUCCUCGGCUUCUUGGAGAGCACCUAUCGCGCUUCAAUGUGUCUUCGCUGUCUUGUUGAUUUCCACAGUCUUCUUCUUCCCAGAAUCUCCAAGAUGGUUGCUCAACAAAGGUAGGACCGAAGAAGCUAGAGAAGUUUUUUCUGCUCUUUACGACUUGCCAGCCGACUCUGAAAAGAUUUCUAUUCAAAUUGAAGAAAUUCAAGCUGCUAUAGAUUUAGAAAGACAAGCCGGAGAAGGUUUCGUACUUAAGGAAUUGUUCACUCAGGGCCCAGCCAGAAACUUGCAGCGUGUGGCCUUGUCAUGUUGGUCUCAAAUAAUGCAACAAAUCACUGGUAUUAACAUUAUUACGUACUAUGCUGGUACUAUUUUUGAAUCAUACAUUGGUAUGAGUCCAUUUAUGUCAAGAAUCUUGGCUGCCUUGAACGGUACUGAAUAUUUCCUUGUCUCUCUUAUUGCUUUCUACACCGUCGAAAGAUUAGGUAGAAGAUUCCUUUUGUUCUGGGGUGCCAUCGCCAUGGCUCUUGUCAUGGCUGGUUUAACUGUUACCGUUAAACUUGCCGGUGAAGGCAACACCCAUGCUGGUGUCGGUGCUGCUGUUCUUUUGUUUGCAUUCAACUCAUUCUUCGGCGUCUCCUGGUUAGGUGGAUCCUGGUUGUUACCACCUGAAUUGUUGUCUUUGAAAUUGAGAGCUCCUGGUGCUGCUUUGUCGACCGCUUCUAACUGGGCUUUUAACUUCAUGGUUGUCAUGAUCACUCCUGUCGGUUUCCAAAGUAUUGGUUCCUACACCUACCUUAUCUUUGCUGCCAUCAAUUUGUUGAUGGCUCCGGUCAUCUACUUCUUGUAUCCCGAAACCAAGGGUAGAUCGUUGGAAGAAAUGGAUAUCAUUUUCAACCAAUGUCCUGUUUGGGAGCCAUGGAAGGUUGUCCAAAUUGCCAGAGACCUCCCUAUUAUGCACUCAGAAGUUCUUGACCACGAAAAGGAUGUCAUUAUUGAAAAAUCUAGAAUAGAGCAUGUCGAAAACAUCAGCUAA